AUGUCUGCCGCCAUCGUGACGACCCGCGCCGCCGCGCGCCGCGUCGCAGCCCACUGCCGAGCCACCACUGGCGGCGUAUGCUGCCCCCGCCGAUCCUACCACUCAUACGACCACCCACCGACCGCGGGACCAUUCGGCGGCGCUGAAGAGGCCAUCCUCGCCGCCGCCUACCGACACGUCCCCGAGCACGGCUUCUCCGCGCGUGCGCUCGGCCUUGGCGCCCGCGACGCUGGCUACCUCGACGUCAGCCCCAGUGUGCUCCCCGAUGGCGGCGCCUUUGCGCUGAUCCGGUACCACCUCGUCUCGCAGCGACUGGGACUCGCGAGCGCCUCCGACGCGCUCUUCAAGCAGCAGCAGCAGCAGCAGCAGCGUGUCGGGGUGGGAGCUAAGGUCGCCGCGCUGACCUGGGCUCGCCUGCUCGGCAACAGAGACGUCAUCCAACACUGGCAAGAGGCACUCGCCGUCAUGGCGCAGCCGAGCCACGUUCCCGAGUCGCUCAAGGAGCUCGCCAAGCUGUCCGACGAGAUCUGGUUCCUCGCUGGUGAUACCGCUGUCGACCCUUCGUGGUACUCGAAGCGCGCCACGCUAUCCAUGAUUUACACGACUGCUGAGCUGUUCAUGACUAACGACCGGUCGCCCGACCUCACUGAGACCAACAAGUUCCUCGCCCGCCGGCUCGAGGAGGUGCAGUCGGUCGGCGGCGCCGUCGGGGCCGUCGGGCAGUGGACGGGCUUCACUUUCCAGGCGGCCGUAAAUGUCCUGCGAAGCAAGGGCCUCGGCAUCUAG
This is a messenger RNA of Cordyceps fumosorosea ARSEF 2679, 786 nucleotides long. Its product is annotated as ubiquinone biosynthesis protein COQ9. The transcript has 2 exons. Gene Ontology annotation, molecular function: lipid binding. Bases 1 to 786 code for a protein of 261 amino acids. The record is from RefSeq and is a predicted model, not a curated record. Gene Ontology annotation, cellular component: mitochondrial inner membrane. Lineage: Eukaryota; Fungi; Ascomycota; Sordariomycetes; Hypocreales; Cordycipitaceae. Gene Ontology annotation, biological process: ubiquinone biosynthetic process.